This is a messenger RNA of Acinonyx jubatus (cheetah), 5201 nucleotides long. RefSeq names its product ILK associated serine/threonine phosphatase (gene ILKAP). The record is from RefSeq and is a predicted model, not a curated record. The transcript has 12 exons. Gene Ontology annotation, biological process: protein dephosphorylation. Gene Ontology annotation, molecular function: cation binding; protein serine/threonine phosphatase activity. Bases 3881 to 5062 code for a protein of 393 amino acids. Lineage: Eukaryota; Metazoa; Chordata; Mammalia; Carnivora; Felidae.
CGCCGCGUCCUUUGUGUGCGGCCCGCACGUGCGGCGGCGGAGGGUCGGCCCGAGCCCGGGGCCCCGCGCGCACCACCCGGCCUCGCGGCCUGGCGGCCGACUCCCCGCCGCUGUCCUUGCGGCCGGGCCGCAAAUUCGGAGCUGCGGUCCGCUCUGGUUCCACCCCCGACGCCGAAGCAACCAGCGCCGCGGUCCUUCGCGUUUCUGACGCCCAGAGGGAGGGCUCGUUCCCAGCGCUCUUAGGAUUUUACUUUUCUCAGUAGUUUCUUCCCUCCUUCCCUGGGCCCCACGACGUCCCCCGUCUCCCCAAAGGCCAGAGCACCGGCGCAGGUGCGCGCAUCGGCUGCGCCUGGGCCUCGGCGGCUGUGCGUGUUCUCAUCGCGGUGGUGUGAGCUCCGCCGCGCUCGAGCGGCCUGGGACCAGGCCUUUGUUAGCCCAGCGCAUCCUAGGCGUUGUGGCCGCCCCGGGUUUCGCUCGGCGAGGCUGAUCAGUGCUUUCACACGCGGGGACGAUCAGGGAGACGCUCCACUCUAUAGGGCCUCCUUUCUAAGCCUAACUCGGUGGCAGAAGACCUGGAAAACUUUGAAAACAAGUUCAGAUUUCCAGGCUUGCCUCCGUCCACUAAAUCGGAAAGCCUCCAAGGUAGGGUCCUGCAUCUGUGUGGUUAAAUCCCCAGGGGCUUUUGGCCAGUGCGGCAGAAGUCUGGAGACUGUGGUUUGGAAACUACUGUCGUGGGGAAUAGGGGGGUGUACAGCGAGCUCCAGUCUUUGCCUGCAGAGAGCUUAAACGGGAAUGCAAGUGAUUAUAAUUAAAACUGGCAAAAGUUAGCGACCGUGGGAAAUGCCGCAGGGCCUGGAGGAGUGAUUGUAGUCCAUCCAGAAACGCUGGGGAAGGAGGCGGUGCUGGGAUGGGGCCUCUGAGCUUGGGUGGACUUGUGAUUUGUCUAGGCAAGGGAGCGAUCGGGCGGCGGCAUUCAGUUCUCCGGUCUGCGUGAACAUACUAGUGUGGAGGAGUGGUGAACUUGGGGCUCUUAAGGAGGGGUGGUCCUGCCCUGCGCCAGGCCUGGAUUCUGGCUUGUGGCACGUGAACCGUCUGGCCAGCCUUUAUGGGGCCAUCAUUCCCAGUAAUGGCACCGUUAACUCUUCCCCACUUACCACUCUGAUGGUACAGAAGCAUCUGAAUAACUGUCUUUGAGCCUGUGUGCUCAACUCGACCAUUCACUUCCUAAAUUGUUCUAGUUGGGGUUAAAAGCUCUGGCCUGGUGUGUGCAGUCUUUUUUUUUUUUUUUUUUUUAAACCCCGUUGAUGGAAUAUACCUUCUCUCUGAGUAUGUUUGGGGCAGAGUGUGGAUUUGCGGAUGUGCCUGUAAGCCUAUCAUUUAAAAAAAAAAACAAAAAAAAACCCAACUGUGACUUUUUACCAGAAAUUAAUUUGCUCAGGGGAGGGCACCCUUUAGGUGAUACAAAAUCUGAGCACUCAGAAGGCUUACAAGUUGGUACUUGGCAGCUUGCCACCAAAUCCAGGGUGGGGGGGAGGGUGUCUCCAACCCCUGGCUGAGAUGCCAGGGUGGCAGAGGGGCUGCAAAGUGUUUAAACCCCUGUUCCCUGGAUGAGUAAACUGCCCCCUGCUUGUGGGAAGGGCACUGACACUGCCCAGGCCCUGCUUGGCUGAGUAUAUUUUUUAAAAUAGCUUUAAAAACAAAGAAGGCAUGCUUUCUGAAUUUGUAGAUGGCCAGAAGCUGAGCGGGAUAAGCAGUAAAGUGAGUGGUAAGAAUUGGGAUCCAAAGUUCUCUGGACGCGCAGUUGGUUAAAACUGACAACAUGAGAGUUAACAGGUUGAAAUCGCUUGAACAAGAACAGAUUCUGAUUUCACUAUCUUGUGGACAUACUGUGAUUUUUGAAAAAUUAAUUUGAACACCAUAUUUUGUUUUAGAAAAUCUGUGGUAUUGACUGAUAAAAUUAAUGGAGUACAUGAAAGGAAAAUAAGGUUGGUUUCAUAAAGUGGAUGGAGGGGUGCCUGGGUGGCUCAGUCAGUUAAGCAUCUGACUUUGGCUCAGGUCAUGAUCUCGCCAUCUGUGAGUUCGAGCCCCAUGUCGGGCUCUGUGCUGACCGCUCGGAGCCUGGAGCCUGGAGCCUGCUUCGGAUUCUGUGUCUCGCUGUCUCUGCCCCACCCCUGCACAUGUGUGGGUGCUCUCUCUCGCUCUCAAAUAAAGAAACAUUACAAAAAAUAAUACAGUGUAUGGAAAGAUGAGGCAAAACUGCAUCAUUGUGACCCUCACAUAUGAUGUCCAGGUGCCACAGAUUUCUGAGCUAAUGCAGGGACCAGUAAAAGACUAGUCAUUUUCACAGUCCUGGAGAAGAGUGGUUUUGGACAUGUAGUCAAAUUGGUUUCAAAUCCACUAACUGCCUUCUGUGGCCGUUCCCCAUAUCUGUAAAAUAGGAUUGCUGGCUCCUUCUGUGAGCUCAUGGAUUAGAGAGAGAACUACAUGUAAGGUGCUUAGCACAGGUGUAGCACAUGGUCAGUGCCUAGUGGAUGUUAGUUAGUAAAUGAACUGUGAACUUCAGCGGCUACCUAAAAGAGAAUAAAAAUGCACUCUUAACUGGAUUUUGUGAAAAGGUAGGAAAUUUCACACUGCUCAGCUCACAUCAAGUGUAUUUUGUUUAAGUAGCUCUUUGAUUUUUGUUGUUGUUGUUUUAGACAUUCCAUCUAAUGCUCCUGCCUCCAAGCCUUUUAAUUUUUAUGAUCUGAAGAAACAUGUAGAAGGAACGCAUUAAAUGUUUUCAGAUUUUGUGCUAAAUUAUUAGUUUUCACUCCCCUUACAGAUUAGAUUGCUGAGUGAAUCCAGUCUUUUGUGUGUAGGGGGUUUGUCGAAAAGAGGAAGUAUGUCCAUGUCAGACCGGAGUGAAACUUCUCUGCUGUAUCAUACUCCUGAAAGAGCUCACUUGAUGUCUUUAAGGUCAACAGCUUAUAAUUGAUAAUCCAAACAAGUUAAAGGUGUCCUGGUUUAAAGUUGCUUUGGCAGUAAGCUGGUUUCAGUUUUAUAGGGUGGUUCUUUCACUUACUAGGUUGCUACGCCAGUAUGCUUUGAAACUGACGGUCAGCUGUGGGGACUAGGUAAAUACUGCAGGACAGUCUGUCUUAAGGAUAUUUCUUGGGAAAAAACCUAGAGACCUAAAUGUAGAAUAAAGGUUAAGAUACUAGGGAAGAAAAGACUUUAAUUAUAAAACUUCAGCGAUAAGCAAGGGAAAAAACUCAUAAAAAAUUAAAGUGGAUUUAGCUAUGUAAAAAUAAAAAAUUCUGCGGGACAAAAUAACCACAAAGGCAAAAGAUGAACAGAAAAUAAUUUAAGUACACAUUACUAAUGAGCCUUAAUAAAUGAAAGGCUCAUACGCAGUAAUAAUAAAAAAAAGACUUUGGUGCCUGAGUGGCUUAGUCGGCUCUUGGGUUCUGGGAAGAGUCGUGGGAUCGAGCCCCGCGCUGGGCGUGAAGCCUGCUUAAGAUUCAUAUUCUGUCUCUCUCUCUCUCUCCCCCUCUCCCCCCUCCUCCCUUCUCUUCCCCCCCUUCCUCUCUGUCUCCCUCUGUUCCUCCCCCACUUGCAUGCAUGCUCUCUCUAAAAAAAAAGAAAAAAAGACAAAUAACCCAUUUGAAAAUGGUCAAAGGCCAUUCAUGGAAGUUCAUGGAAGAAGAGAUGCGAAUGACCAGCAGCUGGAACCAGAGCUGCGCUUCCUCAGUCACUGGGGAAAGGAAUAGCACAUCACUGAUGGUUCCAUGUUUUCACCCAUCACAUUGAAAUUUGUCAACAUGGCGGUGAGGAUGGAGAGGAACGGACAUUCUCGUGAAGUGUGUUGGGAGUGGAAGUUACCACAGCUUUUGGGGAACGAAUGUUGGCAUCUGCCAGGCUUAAACCGCUCAUACCCUUUGAGCAGCAGUCUAGCACAUUAGGCAAAGAAGCUCAGAAGGGACCUCUGCUCUUCGACGACCUCCCUCCGGCCAGCAGUACUGACUCAGGAUCAGGGGGACCUUUGCUUUUUGAUGAUCUCCCACCAGCCAGCAGUGGGGAUUCAGGUUCUCUUGACGCUUCGAUGUCCCAGACGGUAAAGAACGAAGGGAAAGGAGCAAAGAGAAGAGCCCCUGAAGAAGAGAACGGCAGCGAAGAGCUUGUGGAAAAGAAAGUUUGUAAAGCCUCCUCGGUGAUCUUUGGUCUGAAAGGCUACGUGGCUGAGCGGAAGGGCGAGCGGGAGGAGAUGCAGGACGCCCACGUCAUCCUGAACGACAUCACUGAGGAGUGCAGGCCCCCAUCGUCCCUCAUUACCCGGGUUUCAUAUUUUGCUGUUUUUGAUGGACAUGGAGGAAUUCGAGCCUCAAAAUUUGCUGCACAGAACUUGCAUCAGAACUUGAUCAGGAAAUUUCCUAAAGGAGAUGUAAUCAGCGUAGAGAAAACCGUGAAGAGAUGCCUUUUGGACACUUUUAAGCAUACUGACGAAGAGUUCCUUAAACAAGCUUCAAGCCAGAAGCCUGCCUGGAAAGAUGGCUCCACUGCCACGUGUGUCCUGGCCGUGGACAACAUCCUGUACAUCGCCAACCUCGGAGACAGUCGGGCAAUCCUGUGUCGGUUUAAUGAGGAGAGUCAGAAGCAUGCGGCCUUAAGCCUCAGCAAGGAGCACAACCCCACCCAGUAUGAGGAGCGGAUGAGAAUACAGAAGGCUGGCGGGAACGUCAGGGACGGACGUGUCUUGGGUGUGCUGGAGGUGUCGCGCUCCAUCGGGGACGGGCAGUACAAGCGCUGCGGGGUCACCUCUGUGCCAGACAUCAGACGCUGCCAGCUGACCCCCAACGACAGGUUCAUUUUGCUGGCCUGUGACGGCCUCUUCAAGGUCUUUACCCCGGAAGAAGCUGUCAACUUCAUCUUGUCCUGCCUGGAGGAUGAGAAGAUCCAGAGCCGAGAAGGGAAGCCCACAGUGGACGCGCGCUAUGAAGCAGCCUGCAACAGGCUGGCCAACAAGGCGGUGCAGCGGGGCUCGGCGGACAACGUCACGGUGAUGGUGGUGCGGAUAGGGCAGUGAGGGCGCGGCGAGGCCAGGGGCGCGGCAUGUGCUGACUUCAGAGGUUCAUUGUGUGUGUGUGUGUGUGCACAUUACGUGUGUUUCGUGUACUCCUGUGGGACUCCCAUGGUUGUAAAUAAAGGUUUCUUUUUUUUUUCUA